Effrenium voratum is the source of this 2406-nucleotide messenger RNA. The record is from the annotation of a GenBank genome assembly. Lineage: Eukaryota; Dinophyceae; Suessiales; Symbiodiniaceae.
AUGGGGCUGCGGACCAGCGGUGAGACGCCGCCCAUGACCCUCUAUGAGCUGAUCAUGCAUUUCCCGGAACGCUCAGGAGGUGUCUCAGGUGGAUUCUCCGGGCGUUUGGAGAAGCGCUUCGACAAGGCUGAGGCCAGCGGCAGCUUGAGGCCGUUGGAGUUGCUUCCGGGCCCUUGGCACGAUGCCAAGACCCGGGAGGACAAGCUCCGGCUGCUGGCAGCAGACACAGUGGCGCAAGAAGCUGGCAUGCAGUUGCAGUUGUAUGCAGCCUACCAGCUGCGCUACGGGGAUAAGGGGCUGAGCAGCAACAUCGCAGUGCCCUGCGUGGUGAUGCACAGCAGGACCUCUGAGAAGGCCAAGGAGGAGCCGCAGUUUACGGACAGCUUCAACGUCAUUAAGGUGGUCUGCCGCGUCAUGGUGUCGGACCCGGAGGAUGCUGAGCGCAUUGCCCGCAUACAUGUGCGGAAGGAGCCCAACUUUGGGCCAGGCUUGAUGGACAGCGUGAUCUCCACCACAGACAAUGAGCACUGGCGCGACCAGCGGCAGCAUCUGAUGGAGGCUUUCUUGCCCUUGUCGACCCUCGCUCAGAUCAUGCCGGUCUCACUGGCUCGCGCAAAGGACUGCUCGGAGCGCUUGGCCCAGCAGGCGCGAGACGGGCCGGUGGACAUGAGCGACUUCCUGCUGCACGAGGCACAGGCGCAGCUGCAGCUGGCGCUUCUGGGGGUGCCGGAAGAGACCAUGGACCGAACCAACGCAGGUAUUCGCGCCACUUUUGCGGGGAGCCCCGAUGCGAAGCUGGGGCACCUGAGUGGGGCCAUGAAGGACAUUAUGCAGCACGCUCGAGAGGCUACAAACCUAGGCCUUCCGACGGACGGCUGUCCUGUCCGAGGCCCUCUAUCAAGGGCCCUGCAGACGGGCCAGUUCCACUCCAGCACGGAUUACGGGAACCUGCUCAUCAUACUUUUCGCUGGCCACGACACCACAGGACACACCAUGACCUGGCUGCUGUACGAGCUAGCACGACACCCGGACAUCCAGCGGAAAGUGCAGGAGGAAGUGGAUGCGUUCUUCGCUUCGCUGCAGAAGGAUCCAACGUACAAGGACGGGCAAGCAGAUAGCUUCGAGGGCGGCGCUUUCGGCACGCCCUCCGUUCCCCCUCGCUUUGAAAUCUUUGAGCCCUCCUUUGCCAUGUCACGCAUCUUCAAGCGCAGCCGCACUUGCGUGAAGAAGUAUGAGUUCUGGCCAUCUGACUUGCAACGGGCGGGGCACACCUCAGUGUCCGUUGAGGAGGAUGAUGAGCUGUGGAAAGUCUUGCAGAAGAUUGGGAAACAUGACAUCUACGGCAUCCACAUGGCGCGCAUGCAGAAGCUUCCCUGCAAGUUGAUUCCCACCUCCAAGUUUCGGAACGGGCAGGAGCGUUGGUGGUGCCCCAUACAUCAAGGGAGCUACGGGAAGAAGAAGCAGGUCGCUGAAGCCAAGCAGACUGGAGUGAAGUGCUGCGAUCAGCGCGACGCGUUGAUCGACUUCGUCCAAUCCUCCGACGUGCUCGAGCUGACCCUGGUGAAGCCUGGGGAGGUCCAAGGGGAGAACGACUACGUGGAGCUGGGGCUUUGGAUUGGCCUCGCCCCGGCGUUGGACACCUUCAACGAGAAGACCGCGGAGCACGGCCGCAAGUAUUUCUAUGCCGGGAUCCAUGUGCAUGCCCGCAAGGAGCCGGGAGGCAAGAAGGUGAUCGACAAGAACUUCCCAGCGGUGCGCAUUCGAGACCGCACCGGGCGCUUCAGCAAGAUCCCUACAGAGGGGAUUCUGGUCACCAGCCCCGCUGCCUUGGAAUACCUCUACUACAUGGAGCACCGCUGCCCCGUGAAUGCCCAGCUGGGAAAGUGCCUGGACGAUCAGAAGGUGACGCGAUCAUCGGUGGAUUUGGCUGCUGUGGUGAGGUGCAAACAUUGUGAGUCCCUGCAUGAAGAUAUCGGAGACUUCUUUGGGGAGAAUCCGCACAAGAAACACCUCUGUGGCACCUGCGGGCGCGACAUCUUCGGCAAGGCCAACAUCGGCAACCCCUUGCAGCUCUUCGAACGGCCCUGGCGGCGAGAGAUUGUCGGGGAGAAGAUCGAUCCGCAGAACAAGGAGAUCCACAUCAAGACAUCCGAGCACCGUUUGAUGUGUUGGCCGUCCACCCCGGCACUUUUCUGGAGUCGCGACGCUCCGGAGAUUUGGGGCAUCCAUGUGCACGGAUUCGAUGCGGAGGGCAAGCGGGUGAUCGAUGACACCUACGGCACGGUAUACGUGGACGGCAAGAAAUUGGACCGCUCGAAGCUCUUCGGCGACAUGUUGGACAACAGCUUCUGGAUGGCCGAAGAAGCUGAGAUGGCGGCCGUCGCAGAAGAAUUGGAAGACGACUGA